Molecule: messenger RNA, 1885 nt
Organism: Papilio polytes (common Mormon)
Lineage: Eukaryota; Metazoa; Arthropoda; Insecta; Lepidoptera; Papilionidae
Product: beta-catenin-like protein 1
Exons: 13
Coding region: 162-1832 (556 amino acids)
Cellular component (GO): spliceosomal complex
Source: RefSeq, a predicted model, not a curated record
AAAACUGAUAAGAUCCUUCAAGGUCUAUAUAAAAGUACGGUUAUUUACUCAAAUUGUAAACAAUUGUGCAAAAUCUUGCUUUCAAUAAUAAUUUUAUUACUUCUAAUGAUAUACCAUUAAAUUAAAAUCUUAUCUGAACCAUAAAAAAACAAAUACCAGUCAUGGACGUCGGCGAAUUACUUUCGUUUAAGCCAACCCCAACUCCAAAACGACCAAACGAGGAAGAUAGUGAUGGUUCCGAAGAUGAAACAUCCAAACCUUCUAAGACUCGACGUAUGGCUUUGAGAAAUGAAAGAACAUCUCAAGUUAAAGGAAAAUCAUUGCCUAAAGAGCCUAUGAUUACUGAUAAAGAAAGGGAAGAUAUUCUUAGAUUUGUGGAGACUGAGACAACUGAGGGCGAAGUGCUUGAUGACACGGCCGUUAAAAAAUUAGUACUGAAUUUCGAAAAGAAAGCCCUUAAAAACAGAGAAAUGAGAAUCAAAUUUCCCGAUCAACCUGAAAAGUUUAUGGAGAGUGAAAUUGAUUUACAUGAAGCUUUGCAGGACUUGAGUGCUGUCGCCACAGUCCCCGAUGAAUAUCCUCUAUUGGUAGAAUUAAAAUGCAUUAAUUCCCUUUUAGAAUUGCUAUCACAUGAUAACACAGAUAUCUCAACCAAAGUUGUAAAUCUACUUCAGGAAUUGACUGACGUGGAUAUACUGCAUGAAAGUGAAGAAGGUGCGGAGGAAUUAAUCAAAGCCUUAGCGGAGGCAGAUGCUCCCGCCUUAUUGCUGCACAAUCUCGCCCGGCUUGAUGAACAGGUGCCAGAUGAAAGAGAUGCAGUACACAACACAUUGGGUAUUAUAGAAAACAUAACUGAAUUCCGUCCUGAAUUGUGUCAUGAAGUUGCAAAACAAGGAUUCAUACAGUGGAUACUUAAAAGACUGAAAUUAAAAGUACCAUUUGAUGGAAAUAAAUUGUAUGCAACAGAAAUUUUAUCAAUACUACUCCAAAAUACACCAGAAAACAGAAAAUUGUUGGGAGAAUUAGAUGGAAUUGAUGUACUACUGCAGCAACUGGCGUUUUAUAAAAGACAUGACCCGAGUGGUGCGGAGGAACAAGAAGCCAUGGAGAACAUGUUUGACGCGCUCUGUUGUGCACUAAUGGAAUCAACUAAUAGAGAUCGUUUCCUGCGCGGUGAGGGCUUGCAACUUAUGAAUCUUAUGUUAAGAGAAAAGAAAAUGUCACGAAAUGGUUCAUUGAAAGUUCUGGACCAUGCACUGGCCGGACCGGACGGGAAGGACAACUGCAAUAAAUUUGUAGAUAUUUUAGGUUUAAGGACUGUAUUCCCAUUAUUUAUGAAAACUCCAAAAAGGAAAAGAUUGCUCACCGUUGAUCAACAUGAAGAACAUGUAGUUUCUAUAAUAGCUUCCAUGUUACGCAACUGUCAAGGCAGCCAAAGACAACGACUUUUGGCAAAGUUUACUGAAAACGAUCUCGAAAAAGUUGAUAGACUGCUGGAAUUACAUUUUAAGUAUAUGGACAAAGUAGACCGGACGGAAAAGGAAAUGGAGUUAAACAAUGAUGAUAGUGACGACGAUGCGCAGUAUUUGAAGAGAUUAUCCGGCGGCCUCUUUACUUUGCAACUUAUCGAUAGAAUUAUUUUAGAAGUAUGUACCGCUGGACCUUCGACAAUAAAGCAGCGCGUGCAACACGUGUUGUCGUUACGCGGCGGGUCUUUAAAGAUUAUACGACACGUUAUGAGAGAGUAUGCAGGCAAUCUUGGUGAUGCCGGAAGUGAAGAAUGGCGGCAGCAGGAACAGCAGCAUAUAUUACAAUUAGUCGAUAAAUUCUAAAUCUGAAUUGUACCGAUGAGUAAACCAAAAAAAUAAAACAAUUAUUUUUAACA